GCAAAUGCCGAAAUCUGCCGAAGUGCUUGCUUUAUGCAAUUGAGCUGUUUCUAUUAGUAUUGUUUUUCCGUUCGCUGCCUGCUGAUAACAGUUUCUAGCCAAAUUUGGGAAUUAAGUUGCAAUCCGAUUCACGAACCGUUGCCACGCAUUGCUGUGAGGAAGUCUAGUGCGUUACUACAAGCAAAUACUUACCGCUCCACAUUAACACCAUGGGUCGUAAGUUCUGCGUUGGAGGCAACUGGAAGAUGAAUGGCGACAAGGCCAGCGUCACCGAGUUGUGCAAAACGCUGUCUGCUGGACCGCUCGAUCCUAACACCGAAGUAGUGGUCGGAUGUCCCGCGCCCUACCUGUCGCUGGCCCGCUCGCUGCUGCCGGAAACGAUCGGUGUUGCGGCCCAGAACUGCUACAAGGUGGCCAAGGGUGCAUUCACCGGUGAAAUUUCCCCGGCCAUGUUGAAAGAUCUGGGACUUGGUUGGGUUAUUCUGGGACACUCGGAGCGACGUGCCAUCUUUGGUGAAACUGAUGAGCUGAUUGCGGAGAAGGUGGCUCAUGCCCUUGCCGAAGGGUUGAAGGUCAUCGCCUGUAUCGGCGAGACGCUGCAGGAACGCGAAGCCGGCCAAACCGAGGCGGUUUGCUUCCGGCAGACGAAAGCCAUUGCCGCCCAGGUAAAGGACUGGAGCAACGUGGUGGUCGCUUACGAGCCGGUGUGGGCCAUCGGUACCGGCAAGACGGCCACCCCAGAACAGGCACAGGAAGUGCACGCCGCUCUGCGCAAGUGGUUCACCGACAACGUUUCUGCCGACGUGUCGAAUGGUAUCCGCAUCCAGUACGGAGGUUCGGUAACGGCGGCCAACUGUCGUGAGCUCGCCGCUAAGCCCGACAUCGAUGGAUUCCUUGUGGGCGGUGCCUCGUUGAAGCCUGAGUUUAUCCAGAUCGUCAACGCUAGACAGUGAAGCAACUAGUCUCUCGAACCCGUUAGUAGUUUAGCGGGAAGAUGCACGCAAUUGCCAUCGGCCCGGUGUCGUCAUGUUUCGUCUUAUUUUAAGUUUCUCAUUAUGCUCGUUGUACACACGCACUGAACAGGUUGUUACGUUUAAGCAUCCAGACAAAGAAGAUUCUAUUCAAUAAAAACGUGUCUCAGUGAAAAUGCACCUGUAGUCGUGUGCGAA
Molecule: messenger RNA, 1169 nt
Organism: Anopheles moucheti
Lineage: Eukaryota; Metazoa; Arthropoda; Insecta; Diptera; Culicidae
Gene: Tpi
Product: triosephosphate isomerase
Exons: 1
Coding region: 210-953 (247 amino acids)
Biological process (GO): gluconeogenesis; glycolytic process; glycerol catabolic process
Cellular component (GO): cytosol
Molecular function (GO): triose-phosphate isomerase activity
Source: RefSeq, a predicted model, not a curated record